AUCCGCUUGCUUUCUUGGGAGCCAAGCAGAAAACAAAGGAUAACAGCAAUGGGAGAAGUUGACCGAAAGCCCUCCCUGGUACCAUUGAGCGAAUUGAAGAAAUCGAUUGAGAUAAUCUCCCUUUCUUCCUCAGAAGAAGACGAUAGUCCAAUUAGGCCUAUAUUCUGCCUUAAAAGAAGAGAUGACAUAAAACGGGUCGAGGAAUCUGAGGACUGCUUCAUCUUAGAGUUUGAUCCUUUUGAGUCGGUUGACCUAUCGAAGCUCGCUUUGGAGAAGAAGAACCCUCCUGACGAAGAUGUCAGUGAUCUCUCUAUUAUUGCUGAAAAGGGCGAGGUAGCGUGCAGAGAUUAUCCGCAUUCAAGACAUCUGUGUCUCAAAUUUCCGUUCAGUACGAAGCCUCACGAAAGCUACUGUGAAAUGUGCUAUUGUUAUGUCUGCGAUUCAGCUGCCCCAUGUAAGUACUGGAAUUCUCACUGCCAUGCCCACAGUAUUGAUUACUGGAAGGACAAGAGGAACGUUCACAAACAACAAGUGGAGAUGCAGAAGCAACUAGUUUCUCACAAAUGAGAAAUACUCUUGCUUGACACGAUCCUUGUGUCUUUAAAAGGUUUAUGCGAAAGAAAAAAGACUUAUUUUUUGUUAUGAUGCUGCCAAAUCCAUAGUUGGCAUUUGACUUUUUGGGUAGUGUAUAUCCGUAACUUAACACAUGCAGAGGACACCGGGGGCUAACUCUUGAAGUAUAUCAGAGCAAUGCCCUUGAUGGUUUAAUUAUCAAUUGCUCUUCCAAAGAAUUGCUUAGGCUAGGUUUAAGUUGGGUUUUGUAAAGAUGUUAAAAGCCCAUGGUAUUUAUAUGUAAUUUCUUGCCUAAUUCCAGCUCGGAGGUGCUGGAAGAAGAUGGAU
Neltuma alba is the source of this 900-nucleotide messenger RNA. RefSeq lists its product as uncharacterized. Bases 49 to 567 code for a protein of 172 amino acids. NCBI's taxonomy places the organism in Eukaryota, Viridiplantae, Streptophyta, Magnoliopsida, Fabales, Fabaceae. The transcript has 3 exons. The record is from RefSeq and is a predicted model, not a curated record.